This is a messenger RNA of Oncorhynchus nerka (sockeye salmon), 9332 nucleotides long. RefSeq names its product interleukin 16 (gene il16). The transcript has 28 exons. The coding region runs from base 353 to 5626 and encodes 1757 amino acids. The record is from RefSeq and is a predicted model, not a curated record. Gene Ontology annotation, molecular function: CD4 receptor binding; cytokine activity. Gene Ontology annotation, biological process: leukocyte chemotaxis; induction of positive chemotaxis. NCBI's taxonomy places the organism in Eukaryota, Metazoa, Chordata, Actinopteri, Salmoniformes, Salmonidae.
UAUUAAACAGAGGUAAACAGCUUAAGGUAAAUAUCCUUAGGCACAGAUCUAGGAUCAACUCUGAUAUCUAACAAAAACUGACCUCAGAUCAGUGUCUAGAAGCAAUGUCUUCCUACUUUGAGAUCUCAUCUGUCUCAGCAUCUUUCUCUGGAUUACUGGACAACUAUAACUAACCCUGGGUUUGCCGGUGUUAACCGUUAGACAACUAUUACUAACCUUGGGUUCGUUGGUUUUAACCCCUGGACAACUAUAACUAACCCUGGGUUCGCUGUUGUUAACCCCUGGACAACUAUAACUAACCCUGGGUUCGCUGGUGUUAACCCCUGGACAGCAUGGCUGCUGUGGGAAAGAGAUGAUGAUUGACUAUGAGUGUCCCUCUCCAUUAGCCUGUGUGCCGGCUGGGAGGAGUGUGUGUGAGAGUGUGUUAGCACCACACACACACACACACGCAGCACACACACACACUCUAACGGCCAUGCCCCAGAGAUACUCCUACCAGAAGAGGAAAGCCAGCACGGCAGCAGCUCGGAGGAUGGAGAGGCGAGGCAGGGACUCUGGGAAGACCAACAACACCAACACUAGCCACAGCCACCGCUCCAAGAAGCUCGCCAUGCUCUCCAGGUCCCUGAUCCUCUGUCACUCCAGAGCCAGUGAUGACUGCCCCAGUCCCGAAGAGAGACCGCCAGGGGAGGCCUGGAAGGGAGACGGGGGCUUGGGGAGAGAUGGGAAGGGGAACAGGGAGGUGGAGAGGUCCCGGAAGAAGAUCCAGGAAGGACCCCAGGAGAGUGGAGGAACUAUGCAGGCAUCUACACAGCCACCCGUAGGGGCCACCAACACACUCAGGGCUACAGGAGAACACAAGAGGAAUAUGAGGAGGUCCUUCAGUAUCAAGGAGAGCAGUAUCUGGAGGAUGUGUGUAACGACGGGGGCGGGUGAGGAGGGUCUGGGCCGACAGACUGGCGAUAGCAGCCCCCAGACGGAGGACAAAGAACCCAGUGUGGAGCGAGGGAGGAAGGGAGGAGGGGAUGGACACAGUUACCUUCAGAGUACAGACAAGCUUGCACCUUUUAACGGACAGUGUCUGAACGGCCAUGCCAGGACAGAGGGGGAGAGGCAGGCCAAGAACGGCCAUGCUGCAAGGACAGAGGGGGAGGGAGGGAGGCAUGCCGCCUCCAGGAACAGCCACAUAACAGCCUACAGUGAGGAAAGCUCAACAUGUGAGCAGCAGCCCCAGUCCCCUGGAGGUCUAACCCCGGCCCCCCUGCACUCGGCCCCCCUGUGCCUGGCAGACCCCCUGGCAGUGACCAACUACACAGAGACAGAACAAACUGGGAACAACAACCACCUCAAGCUGGCAAUCCCAGAGGUGGAUGAGGACAGAGGUUGGGACACAGAGAGGAGAGGACAUGGUCUUCAGGGACAGACGGUCUGCAAGAGGACCCGCUCCAACUCUACCAGUGUCCAUCCAUACUGGAUUGGAGACCUGGACACCAUUAUCCUGAAGACGCCUGAGCUUUGCGGGAGCAACACCCACGGAACCGUCGGUUUCUUUGGCAGCAGGAAGUCCCAGUCCCAGCAGCUGGAGUUUCCUCACAACCCCAACCAGCCCGUUCCCCGUCCCUCUCGCUCUCUUAGCUCCGCCCAUCUGGUCCACUCCUGCAGUAACGUCCAAGCCUUCAUCAUCUGUAACAUCGUGCUGAUGAAGGGCCAUGGCAAGGGUCUGGGGUUCAGCAUUGUGGGGGGCAGGGACAGCAUGUACGGACCCAUGGGUAUCUACGUCAAGACCAUCUUCGCUGGAGGGGCCGCGGCUGCCGAUGGCAGACUACAGGAGGGGGAUGAGAUCCUGGAGUUGAAUGGAGAGUCUCUACAUGGACUAACUCAUGAGGAUGCACUACAGAGAUUCAAACAGAUAAAGAAGGGUCUGUUGACUCUGGUGGUGAGGACCAGCCUGCGUGUCGGCGCCCUCUGUGGCCAGGCAGCGGUAGCACAGCUGUGUCGGUCUCGCUCUCUCAGCUCCAGUACUGGCAUGUCCAGGGUCAGCACUGAAAUGGGGGACUACAAUUACCUCAGUGGUGUCACCACAGCCAACACACACACUAACACCGUACCUCAGCCACCUUUGGCCAAACCCCAAGAUCGUGUCAUGAUGGAGAUCACCUUGCAUAAAGAGGCUGGAGUGGGGCUGGGCAUUGGGCUGUGUUGCGUGCCGUCUGGAGAUGGUUGCCGUGGCGUCUAUAUCCACACCCUGUCCCCUGGGUCGGUGGCACACAUGGACAGUAGACUCAGAUGUGGAGAUGAGAUUAUGGAGAUCAACAACACAGUGGUGUACAACAUGGUACUGAAUGAUGUGUACACGGUUCUGAGUCAGUGCUCCCCCGGGCCAGUCCAGAUCAUCAUCAGUCGACACCCUGACCCCAAAGUGUCAGAGCAGCAGCUGAACGAUGCCAUAUCCCAGGCUGUAGAGACCAGCCAACUAAAGCAGGACGCCAGUCAGUGGAGUAUAGACGGCCUGCGUAGGUCUGACCCCUGCUCCCACUCCAGAGGGAAGUGUGAGCGCUGUGUGGCGAGGAGCUUCAGCCAACUGACUGCCCGGCGAGCCCAGAAGAACAUGACCCGCUCCUGUAGUGACAGCAACACAUACAACCAGAACCACCAUCAUAACCAUCAGCACAACCGCUGCCCCGGACCAGGAACCAACCUGGUUAAUGGUCAAACCCUGACUAUACCCAACCACAACCACAACAUGCACCAUAAUCUGAUGGAAAGGGUCCACAGCCUCGACAUCCCCAUGGGGUCCACGCCUGAGCCCUGGUGUGAUAACAGACUGUCUGCAUUGGUCUACCCUGUCCCUGAUGACGACUAUAACGUCCCCUACAACUCCCCAGCAGCCAACCUCUCCUGCCAGCGCACGUUAGACCUGGCCACAAGGGGAAAUAAGAACAGGCCCAAAGCCCUGGCACCUCCAAGGAGGUACUGCCGACACCAGGACGUCACUAGUGAGGAGGGGGCCCCUGGGGGCCUGCCAGACUCCAAUGUUUCCAGUAGAGGCUCCCCUGUUAGAGAGGACGGAUGGAGUCCCACACAUACCAACUGUCAGGAAGUAGAGAGUGAGAGAGAAAGGGAGAGAGAAAGAGAGCGAGAACACUCAGGGGGAAGUGGAGAGACUCUCACCCACUCAGAGGCUCGCUCCGCUGCCAUCACUGACUGCCCUCGAUACUCAUCCUGCACAGAAGACAGACUACACACAGGUGCUGAAUCUGCCUUCCACCUCUGCUCCCAGAGUAAGAGGCCGGGCCUGAGGAGGCAGGGCCGCGUGGAGCAACUCCCCCCAGAAAAGCUUCACGACCCCUGGGUUAGGAUCUCCGACAGCGCCCCUGAUCUUGGAGGUCCUGAAGACCCCCAUCAGAACCAGAGUCUGACUCAUCCGAGCACACACCGUCACAACACACACUCCCACAGUAGCACACACCAACAACAAACACACCAUCUCAGCUCACACCACGACGCCACACACACUCCAUCCCAAACCGACAGACACCCCAACGACACACACUCCCCAGUCGCCAUGAGCCAACCGAGUGAGUUUCCCGAGCUUCCUGAACUCAACUGUACUUCCACCCACCACACCGCCCCAGACUCCACCACCCCCUCCACCCCUGCCUCCCUAAUCUCCACCCCCACCCCCAGCCCAAGGACUGAGGACCCCCCAGGGGUGAGGAAGGGCCCCCCAGUUGCCCCCAAGCCUGUGUGGAACCGUCAGAGCCUCAGGAGUAUUAGGAAUGGGAGGCCCCAGGCUGAGCUGGCCAAACCCCUUGACAUCAGAGGCGGUGGAACCACCUUCGGGGUACGUCUGCGGCCCACCUCCUCUACAGCCCAGCUGUCAAUCAAGCAGAAGAUCCAUUCAUUUGAGACCUUCUCUAGUCCUGAGGGUAAGGGUCAGGAGAUGGAGGGCAACAACAGGAGGCCCCUAGCCCCCUCCACUCCCCUCCCUCUGAAGGACAAGGCACCCGUCAGGAGUGACCCCCCCCUCUUAGAGGAGAAUGACACAAUCCAAAAUGACAUGGGCAAAGGAGCCAAAGUGACCUCUCCAAUCCCCGACGAGGACCAGGACAGGAGGAUGUCCUCUUUUCCCCCUGGAGCCUCUCCUCACUCCAUCCUUCCGCCCUCUCCUGCCUCCCAACCUUCUCCUCCUACCUGCUUUUCUCUUCUUCCGACCCCCCACCCUACCUCGGAGCUCCAGACCCCAGUGGAAGAGACAACAGACCCCAAUGCAGAGAUCUCUGACUCGCCAUCCCCCGAGGACACCACCACCUCCCCAUCCACCCUAGAGGCACCUCUCCCCGAGGCUGAACCAGAAACAGAGCCCCUGGAUGGGGCUGUAGAGGCCUCCAUCUCCCCCUCGGGCCCGGUGCCCAGGAGGUCCAGCAGCUCCAAGGGAGAGAGCUUUGGUCCACUACAACCACCAGAGGAGGGGGAGGGAGACCAGAGCCAUGCCCAGGCUCAGGGCAAGCAGGCCAGCCUGCGGACGCGUAGCCUGCCCCUGCCUACCUCUCCCUCCCCAGAUGGGUCAACAACUCUACAAGGACUGGAGGGAGAGAGCCUGGGGAAGAUACUUUCCUUCAGUAACCAGGUUUCCCAUGCCCUGAUGCGUUCCAUGCACUCCCUGCUCUCUUCCUCCCUCUUCUGCACCCAGGAGCCCGCCGGCCCAGAACACCACAUCUGGCACCACAUCAACAAUGAGAAUAACACCACAGGUCAACACCACAUCUCAAAACAUCAACACCACAUCAGGGUUGGGGUCAACCACAUCAACAACCAGGAACCACAUCUGAGGCACACCAGCGGGGGAGGAGGGAGGGGACCUGGUCUCAGCGCCCACAUCAGCAUGUGCCCAUCUGUUAUCUCAGCCAUCCCUCCACAGGAAAUACAGACCAUGAUCCAGGAAGUGAAAGCUCUGGAUGAGGAAACACUGAAGCAAUUUGAGCACAUCCAAGUGGUGAUUCUGCACAAGGAGGAAGGAGCAGGUCUGGGUUUCAGCAUUGCAGGUGGGAUAGACCUGGAGAGCAAGGCUACCACAGUGCAUCGUGUUUUCCCCCACGGCCUGGCGGCUCAAGAGGGGACCGUGGAGAAGGGUGACGAGGUGCUGUCCAUCAACGGCCAGACACUAAGGGGUGCGACACACGCGGACGCCACCGCCACGCUGCGCCAGGCCCGCACCAUGAGACUGGCCGUGGUGGUGGUGAGCAAGGGGAGAGAGGGAGGGAACAAGACUGAUGAUUCCUCUGUCAGCAGUAGCAGUACAGACCUCAACCCCACAGUGGAGGAUGGGGGAGACAUGCUGACUGUGGAGCUGGAGACAGGAGGAGGGGGCGUGGGCUUCAGUUUGGAUGGAGGGAAAGGCUCUAUCCAUGGAGACAGGCCUCUGGUCAUCAACAGGAUAUUUAAAGGUGGUGCUGCGGAGCAGAGCGGGUUGCAGUCUGGUGAUGAGCUGCUGCAGGUCCAGAGCACCUCCCUACAGGAGCUGAGCCGCUUCGAGGCCUGGAACAUUGUCAAGGCUCUGCCUGAGGGGCACAUCACUCUAGUCAUCCGGAGGAGGAAGGAGGAUGAGGCAGAAGGGUCUGCCUGAGGGACAUCUCACUGUAGUUAACAGGAGGAGGAAGGAGGAGGAUAUUGAGGAGUUACCCCUAGACACUGAUUUCAGGUCAGUUUACACUGUUUAUACUUAAUUGAUUUCCAGUUACAAUAGGUCCCUGACUACCUACAGAGGUAGUCAGAAAGAUCUGAUCACAAAUACACUUCUUUAAAAAUGUGGGCACAAUCAGAAUGUGGACAAGAUCAGGACAAAGGACUCAUGUUAGCACCAGCUAUAAACGGAGCUAUUGAUUCUCAAGAUUUGGCCACAUAUUGAUUGUGGCCACAUUUAUUGACAGGUGUCCGCAAUUAUAAUAUCUAUUGUGAUUGGAUUGUGAUCAGAUCUUCCUGAUCACCACUGGAGGUAGUCAGGCACACAUGUUGUCUGGAUGUCUUCCAAGUGUAGACGGAUGUGGACAGAGAAACCCUUUAAAUCAUCAUUAUCCCUCUAAAAUCAUUGACAGGGGGCGCCAUCGUCUUAUGGCAUCAAUAUGUGUCUUUAAAUAAAGAAAAUACAUAUUAUUUUGAAAGAAUAUCUGUAGAAUAAUUUGCAUACAGGGAGGAACAGUAAAUCUUGGUCACAAUGCGGAAACAGUGGACGGAUAAGAGACACAUUUUAAUACAAUGUUUAGAUGCAACGGCAAAAAUGUGGAUCUAUUAGAAUGUGGACAACGGCCUCGAUUCAAUCCGUAUCGCUGAAGUUUAGCGUUAUAGGGUGAUUGAAAAUUAAAGGUAAUUUCCGAUUGAGCCUACACAUGAAUUUACCGUGAAUGCAGGCUCCGUGAACAUAGGAACAUUGCUUUUAUAUUUCAAUUACGCUGAAGUGCAGGUCUUCAGUGCUACGGAUUGAAUAGAGCCCGAGAUCAGAGUUAGCACCAGGUAUAAACAGGGCCAACUAGAACACAAAUCAACCACAAGCCAUCAUACCAUUUCAUAUGAGCACUAUUAACAUACUGUAGUUAUGAAUAUAACAUCUAUAUUCUAUAUCAAAUCAUAUUGCAAUGACAAUCAGGGACUGUUACUGUAGAAAGAGGUGCAUUUACAGGUGCUUUGCUCUGAUUGCCUUCCUACACCCAGAACUUCUAGACCAGGGACCACAGUGAGUUUGAGAUUUGCACAGAUAUACAGUAUUUACAUGAAGGAAGGGAGAGACAUUCCAUUGCUUUUGACUGUUAGAAAUAGUGUACAAUACUGUAAUGUAGUCCAAAAGAGUAUUAUACUGAUGCAAAAUAUUUAAAAUGGGAUUUGCAUUUUUCAUGGAAUUGUAGUAUUGUUGUUUUGUGCUUGACGUUGGAAUCAUUGUUUAGACCAAAGACUGUGAGUUGGAUUCAAUCCAUAUCGCGGAAGAUCAGCAUCAAAAGGUAAACUUAAUUUCCGUUUACCAUGAAUGCAGUCUCCGCGACCGCGGGAACAUUGCCUUUAAUUGUCUAUCGCACAAUAAAGUGGAUCUUCAGAGCUACGGAUUUAAUAGUCCUUAGUUCGUUUAUUAGAUGACAAUGGUAGAAUCUCAAUUGCAUAGUGCUCGCAUCCUCUCUCCUUCUCAAAACCCAUUGGAUGAGAAAGCCAGAGGUCCCGCCCCUCUGACCUUCUCCAAUUGGUUUUGAGGAGGCCAGGCGAGAGGACGUGAGGAAUAUCUAAUUGAGAUUCUCCCUAUGGGUGAAACCAAAGAUAUAACUAAACCGGAGCAAAUUCUCACCUUGUUUUCUCUCCUAGUUUGAUAUUAAGGAAAACACAGGGUGUGAACAUUUUGUACCAAAAUCUAUUAGAAUAUAGAUAUUUAAAACUCUGUGUAUCGGUACUAAAGAUUUAUCGCAAUAUACAUUAUAGUAAUACAAUAAUUUAACCCAAUCUGUAUGUUUCAAAAGUGUAUUCACAAGACUGUUGUGCCAAUAACCAUUAAUGUUUUAAAACCUAUGUAGUUAUUUGACUUCAUAUGGAACAAACAGAUGCAUUUACCACUCAGUUAAUGAGACUAUGCAAGUUCUAGGCAAAACUCCUUUUAUUUUCCCAAAAUUCCCAGGUUUUCCAGAAAUCCUGGUUGGAGGAUUCUGCAUUCCCUGAUUACUCCCUUCUGGCUUUGGGAACUUUCUGGGAAAGUUGAGGAACCAUUAUUCAUCCAUCAUUGUAAUCCUUCAUUUCUCUUCUCCGGUGUUUGAAAACUAGCCGGUGAAUGUAGUGGGUUUAGCCAUUCCUACCUGUGGUGAUGGUAAUAUAAUACAACAAGAAAGGAGGACAUUGGAACGUUCAGUAGUUUUUAAUGCAGAUGCUGGUGAAACACAAAACCUGCUGGGUGGAACAUACAGUACAGUCCUACGGUACAGUAGAGUGCAGGUCAGGAUUAGGGUCACAAAAUUGUGGUAGCUCUCCCCAAUUUCCCAGAAAUCCUGUUUGGAGGAUUUCCAGAUUUCCUACUGAUUCCAGAUCCCCUGUGUAUUCCCUAAUGAUUCCAGGAAUCCUGUUUGGAGGGUUUCCAGAUACCCUGUGUAUUCCCUACUGAUUCCAGAAAUCCUGUUUGGAGGGUUUCCAGAUUCCCUGCGUAUUCCCUACUGAUUCCAGGAAUCCUGUUUGGAGGGUUUCCAGAUCCCCUGUGUAUUCCCUACUGAUUCCAGAAAUCCUGUUUGGAGGGUUUCCAGAUUUCCUACUGAUUCCAGAUCCCCUGUGUAUUCCCUACUGAUUCCAGAAAUCCUGUUUGGAGGGUUUCCAGAUCCCCUGUGUAUUCCCUACUGAUUCCAGAAAUCCUGUUUGGAGGGUUUCCAGAUUCCCUGCGUAUUCCCUACUGAUUCCAGGAAUCUGCCAACUGGGAUUUCAGGAAAACUUGAACAUUUUUGAAAAAUGACCAGAAUUCAUAACCCUAAUCCUGACCUAAGAAAACAUGUUAUUUUCCUGUGUUGCUUUUAUUGACAACUGAACUCAUAGUAUAUUUCAAUAGCAGCCAUUUUCCAUAGCAGCUGUGCUUUCCAAUCAGGAGCUGAGGACAACAAACGGCAUUCAACACAUACCCUAAAACAUACACAUCUGUCCCAAAACGCAUGAUGGAGUACAUUUGAAAAACAAGCCACCAAAUAGACAAUGUGUACUCUGACAUUAAGACAGCAAUACACUGUAGGUAGGUAUGAUCUUCAGGCUCCACUUACAGUACAAUAACACACAUCAAAACAAUGCCUUCAUAGUAUUACACCAACAAAAGGCAAACAAUGACUUUAAAAAAGCAAGCAUAUAGGACUUGGUUGUGGAUGAGGUGGAAUGCAAUGCACUUGUAAAGGUUUGUCACUUAAGGUUAUUAUCCACUCGGGAUAAGAAAAGGACGUUAAGUAGUGUGUUUUCAUUUCAAAAGGAAACUUAACCACAAAGCUUCUAAAAAGAUUGAUCUAAAACAUCAUUAGUAUGAUGGCUUAUCAUCAUACAUGUAGAGGACUCAGCAGGCAUGCAGAUGGUUGACUGUACAUCACUGUAAAGACACCUUCUAGGGCUAUAUCUCAAUACUCUGUGGAGGCUUCCUCUCCCCCUAAUAGGGCUGUAUCUCAAAACUCUGAAGAGGCUUCCUCAACCAACUAGGGAUAUAUCUCAAUACUAUUCAUGCUUGCUCUCAUUGUUUCCCUUCACUGAUGAUUUUUAUAAAAGCUAUGGAGACGCACCCUGGCCAAGACAGAUGACCAUGCCCUCCUUGUGCCAUAUUAAAGACAGUGGUUUUCUCAAUUCUA